Molecule: messenger RNA, 2520 nt
Organism: Thrips palmi
Lineage: Eukaryota; Metazoa; Arthropoda; Insecta; Thysanoptera; Thripidae
Gene: Lis-1
Product: lissencephaly-1 homolog
Exons: 8
Coding region: 315-1550 (411 amino acids)
Biological process (GO): germ cell development; establishment of mitotic spindle orientation; retrograde axonal transport
Cellular component (GO): microtubule associated complex; nuclear envelope; cytoplasmic microtubule
Molecular function (GO): microtubule plus-end binding; dynein complex binding
Source: RefSeq, a predicted model, not a curated record
CAGAAGACCAGUUGGGUCGUCGGAAAAGAUGAUUUUGUUUUGCUGUCCCUAGAAAUCACAUGCUGGUCACAGGGCGCUCAGUUUUUAAGCGCCUGUGGGAAGCGUGCGUAAUGGAACGUACCCUACCACUGCUGCAACGCUUCAGUUGAUUCAGUUUGCCUCAACGAACGUCUGUCGAAAGUUGUGUCUGUUAGUGUGUGUGAUAUCUUGAACACUUUUGGAUAUUUUCAAUCGCUUCGCCGAUGAGCCCCCCGGUGUGCUGACCAGCUGCGGCUGCAGUCCUGCAGUCUUUGAGACCCGCUGCUGCCCGCACGAUGAAAAUGGUGUUGUCACAACGUCAGCGCGAGGAGCUGAACAAGGCGGUGGCUGACUACCUGAGCAGCAAUGGCUACAUGGAGGCGCUGGAGGCCUUCAAGCGGGAUGCAGACAUGCCCGGCGAAGUGGAGCGGAAGUACGGCGGCCUGCUGGAGAAGAAGUGGACGUCGGUCAUCCGCCUCCAGAAGAAAGUGAUGGAGCUCGAGUCGAAGCUGUCGGAGGCCGAGAAGGAGUUCAUCGAAGGCGCCCCCACCAGAGGGAAGCGCUCGCCCGCCGAGUGGAUCCCCAGGCCGCCCGAGAAGCACUGCCUCACCGGGCACCGCUCCCCCGUCACCAAGGUCAUCUUCCACCCCGUGUUCAGCCUCAUGGUCUCCGCCAGCGAGGACGCCACGCUCAAGGUGUGGGACUUCGAGACGGGCGAGUACGAGCGGACGCUCAAGGGACACACAGACUCUGUACAGGACAUCGCCUUCGACCAGACGGGCAAGCUGCUGGUGUCGUGCAGUGCGGACAUGUCCAUCAAACUGUGGGACUUCCAGCAGUCGUAUGCCUGCCUGAAGACAAUGCAUGGCCACGACCACAAUGUAUCCAGUGUCACCUUCAUGCCUGGUGGGGACUUUAUAGUGUCUUCGUCAAGAGACAAGACAAUAAAAAUGUGGGAGGUGGCAAAUGGAUACUGCGUGAAGACUUUCACAGGCCACCGAGAAUGGGUGCGGCUUGUGCGAGUUUACCAGGACGGCUCCCUGUUAGCCUCCUGUUCGAAUGACCAAACUGUCAGAGUUUGGGUUGUAGCAACCAAGGAGUGUAAGGUGGAACUGAGAGACCAUGACCAUGUAGUGGAAUGUAUUGCGUGGGCACCUGAGUCUGCUCAUUCGGCCAUAAAUGAGGCAGCGGGUGCGGACAACAAGAAGGGUGCCUACCAGGGACCGUUCCUUGUCUCUGGAUCACGAGACAAAACCAUCAAGCUGUGGGAUGUUAGCACAGGUAUGUGCCUUGUCACACUGCUUGGGCAUGAUAACUGGGUGCGAGGAGUAGUAUUCCACCCUGGUGGAAAGUACCUUGUAAGUGCAUCAGAUGACAAGACUCUGAGGGUGUGGGAUCUCCGCAACAAGCGUUGCUCUAAAAAGCUUGAUGCUCAUCAACAUUUUUGCACAUCUGUUGAUUUCCACAAAACUCAUCCCUAUGUGGUAACUGGUAGUGUUGACCAAACAGUAAAAGUGUGGGAAUGCCGCUAAAGACCAUCUCCGAGUAACUCUGCAGGCUUCCUGCCAUGUCAAUCUUGUUGUAAUUAUUAUUUACUUAUCAUGCAGUCCAUCUGUGUUUCAACUAAUUUAUACAUCAGAUAUUUUAUAAUAUGUUUACUUUUGUGUCCCCCCUCCCCUUUCCUCCCUGCCUACGUGCAACAACUGUUCAAGUGUGUAUGGAUGUGUGUGUGUAAGUAUGUAUGUAAUGUAUGUAUGAGUUUUAGUAUGUUUGUGUGAAUGUUGCUUAAGCAGCAUGUAUAGGUACUGAUGGGCACGUGGACAGAAAACAAACCAGUGAUCUAUCUUUUAUUAUUUUUUGUUUCAAUCUUGGAAAAAUGCAUUAUGUACAUAAUGACUUCAACCUCUAUCCACUUAAAAAUGUUGACUCAAAAUUAUGAUUAUUAAAUGCUGUAUUUGUGAAAUAAUGAUUCUAAAGUUGUGGCUUGUAUGUACAUGGUAUGGAAUGUAAAUUAAGUAAUUGAUGUGCUUUCUUAAAGUUGAUGGAAGCGAAAGGUUCCAUUGUUUAAAAAAUUAUGGGAACCAUUGCUAUGUACUUUGAUAUCGUUUUAAAGUAUAAACAAUGACUUCAUGCCUCCUUUUUCUUUUCCUGCACACUUGUGGUAGAAAUGUAGAUUAUGGUUGUCAAACUGAAUGGGUUUGAUGUGCAGUGUUUGCCCCUUGUCUCUCAACAGAUAUGUGUUCUCUGCUUUGAGAUGAUGUGCAACCAUAUAAUUUGCUGUUACAGUAUCUUCUAUGCUUUGCAAACAUUUUUCACCUUUAUUUCCCAGCAUCUGCUUGAGGAAAAGUGAUAUUGAGGCUAAUUUAUACAUUUAGACAUACAAAUUUUGUGAGUGUCAUUUGUGGCAUGAGUGACAGAUUUGUUUAAAUCCAUACCCAGAAUGAAGAAAACCAAAACAAAAAAUCGGAACUUGUGAAAUAAAGCUUAGUUCUCCAGUACUUA